Naegleria lovaniensis is the source of this 750-nucleotide messenger RNA. RefSeq lists its product as uncharacterized. The coding region runs from base 1 to 750 and encodes 249 amino acids. The record is from RefSeq and is a predicted model, not a curated record. NCBI's taxonomy places the organism in Eukaryota, Heterolobosea, Eutetramitea, Acrasida, Naegleriidae. The transcript has 2 exons.
AUGUCAACACCACAGUUUUCUCCCUCUCAAAUCAUGGCUGUUUCUGAUGGCAUGAAAAACAAACUACAAGAAGUAGCCCGUACUGCCAUCAUGUCCGACAAUGAAUUGGAUGAAAAAAUCAUUAUUAGUUUUGUAGGACCAAAAUCAACUUACAAAACAGGAAUUCUCUACACUCAUGGUAAAAAGAAAAUUCCGAAAGAAAUGGAAUUACCAAUUUAUUUUGCUCACUCGAAUUACAUGAUCAAAUUGAGUGCGGAUCAUAAAGUGACAUUUGAUCCACGAGAUUUGAGAGAUGAUGAUGACAAGGAGACCAUUGGAAUUAGAAAAGAUGCAUAUUAUUAUUCGACAGGAUUUGUUCUAUGUUUUAAUCCUUACGAAAUUGAGCAUUUGAAAAUACUUGAAAAAAAGUACCUUCCUGAAAUUUUGAGUAUCAAGAAGAAAGCAAAAAAGGAAAUGCCUUUCGUAUUAUUUGGUUUUGAUUGGAAUCCUAAUGGACCCGUAAAAAGAAAUAUUGAAGAUAAAAUUCCACAUGAAACGAUUAUUUCAUUUGCCAAAAAAGUUGGUGAAAUGACUGCUUAUAUUGAGCUACCGGAAGUGACUGUGGAUUGUGUGGAUUAUGUGAUGGACAUUCUAUUGCGAACAUUGUAUCAAGCUGGUGGACAAUUUAGAAAGAAGGGUUUAGAGGAUUCUGAUUUGGAGCAAAUGGAAACGUAUGCUGCAAAAAUGAAGAAGAAGUGUAUCAUUCAGUAA